CACACACACAGCGAAACACGCUCCGGAGUAGCAACGUAGCAGUGUCCACGGCACGGAUGUUCGAGCGAAUGGCCGCACGAAGGCAAGACCGACACGAUAUCGCGCACAGAUUGAACGGAUUCUGCUGGAGUAGGAACGGAUUUCGGGGGACACCCGCGGUCCCGGUACGUGGUUCGGUUCGCAAUGGUUUUGAAGUGUGCCGUGCUGCAAGUGAUGGACACGCUCGCUCCCACACGGAUUCGGUUGUCCUUUUCUAGCCGUGCGCGUUUCAGUAAUCCGCUCCGGGCAGAACAGCUCGAAACAAACCGUUGGAAAAUUAUCGUUUCUUUUAUAAGAAGGAGAAAAGGAUGGCUUAUUUUUGAAUGUCUAUCGUGUGCGAUCAAAAAAACAUCCAACUUUUCCGACAACCCAAAGGCGGAUCGAAUCCGGCAAAACAAUGUCCUGCGUUUAUGGUAUCUGUUUCUAUACUUCAUUUCGAUUGCAAAACAGCUGAUCAACUGGAACGAAGAUCUCCAGAAGUACUAUUAUUGUAUCAAGCGGUAAUCCUGUUUGUUUUAGGACCACACGAAGCAGCCACCCGAAUUUGCCGCUCUGCGCUCUUUUCUGAAUGGACAUCUGACACUAGGCGACACGCUUCAAGAUGAGCAGUCAGAACAGUGGUAUCGCUGCCAGCCAGCAUUCCAACGGCUGCAUGGCACGCACACAGGAGAUCGAACUAACGGCCCGCUUUUCGAUGCAAAUGGCCCAACUCUGCAUGUCACCGGACUACUCGGACGUAACGUUCAUCGUCGAGAAACAGCGUAUACCGGCGCACCGUGUCAUCCUAGCGGCCCGAAGCGAAUACUUUCGUGCACUGCUGUACGGUGGAAUGCAAGAAACCAGACAGGACGAAAUCACUCUCCACAUCCCACUGACCGCGUUCAAAUCGUUACUGAAAUACAUCUACUCCGGCAGCAUGUCACUGGUGCACAUGAAGGAGGAACAUCUGCUCGAUACACUGGGGCUAGCAAAUCAGUACGGAUUUGCCGAUUUGGAGAUGGCCAUUUCGGACUAUCUGCGGCAGGUACUUUCCCUCAGCAACGUGUGCGCCAUCCUAGACGCUGCCCGGUUGUUUGCGCUCGACGGUUUGACUACCGUGUGCUACACGUUUAUGGAUCGCAAUGCAUCGGAAAUACUGCAGCACGACUCAUUUCGCAACCUGUCGCUGGAUUCGCUUAGCAGUCUGCUGAUGCGAGACUCAUUUUUUGCCCGUGAGGUGGAAAUAUUCCAAGCCGUGUACGAUUGGUGCCGGUGCAACGCGGACAACGUGGAAAAUGUGGAUGGCGUCGUGGAAAAGGUGCGCUUUGCACUGAUGUCACUGGAGGAACUGUUGACCGUGGUGCGUCCGUCCGGUAUACUCGAUCCGGAACGGUUGCUGGAUGCGAUUGCGGAGAAGGUGUCCUCCAAGCAGCUACCCUACCGUGGUGCACUGUGGCCGGAAGAGAAUGUCGCAACACACAAGUUUAACUCGCGCACCAUUCAUGGCGAAAUACGGUCCGCGCUGCUGGACGGUGACACGGUAUCGUACGACAUGGAGAAAGGUUACACGCGGCACUCGAUCGGCGAAAAGGGCGACGGUAGCGGAAUCAUUGUCGAGCUGGGCAAACUGUUCAUCAUCAACCACAUCAAGGUGCUGCUGUGGGAUCGUGACACUCGCUCGUACAGCUACUACAUCGAGGUGUCGGUCAACCAGCGCAACUGGGAGCGAAUCGUGGAUCACACCAGGUACUACUGCCGCUCCUGGCAGUUCCUUUACUUUCCUGCCCAAGCCGUUCGCUUUAUACGACUCGUCGGCACGCACAACACGAUGAACAACGUGUUUCACGUCGUUGCACUGGAAGCCAUGUUCACCGAAACAACCACACCGGUAGUGGACGGAAUUCAGCAACCGACGUACAACGUAGCCACGGUCGAACGUAGUGCCACCGUGGUGGAAGGUGUAAGCCGUACGCGAAACGUGCUGCUGAAUGGCGAGGUAAAGAAUUACGACUGGGAUUCGGGUUACACGUGCCACCAGAUCGGUACCGGCGUAAUACUGAUACAGCUAGGCCAACCGUACUGGAUCGAUUCGAUGCGGCUGCUACUGUGGGACUGUGACAAUCGUUCGUACAGCUUCUACAUCGAGGUGUCGGUCGACAUGAAGGAUUGGGAGGUGGUGGUGGACAAGCAGUCGGAGCAACUACAAUCCUGGCAACACUUUUCCUUCCUCCCGAAGGUGGUCGUUUACAUACGCAUCGUGGGGACGCACAACACGGCCAACGAAAUGUUUCACUGCGUACACUUCGAGUGUCCAUCGCAGGAUCCGGAAUUUUUAAGCUGCGAACGAAGCAUUUCCGUACCGGCCAUCGAACUGUCGUCGGCUGUGGUGGAUGAACCGGAGGCGGACCAGGAUAGCACACCAACCGACUGAAGCCGGUGCAGUGGUGGGCGCCCAUAAACAAAAUCGUACUUAGCUUCACCGGUCGUUGCACGUAGCAGAUAGAGCAGAAUAUCUUCCACAGCAAGGGAAACAAAGGAAGCGCAACACACAAAUCUCCUCCUCCGUACUGAUUAUAUACUUAUUGGCUGCUAAAUUAUUACAAAAGAAAACGAAAAACGAACGUACACUGAACGUAUAGAAAUCUGUGAUCUAUCCGGACGCUCACAGCCGACCGAUACUCCAAGUGUGGGAUAUUGUGAGUGUGGUUUAUUUUGCUAUAUGACCUGAUGUAUUACAAAAUUAUACUAGAGACGCAAAUAAAAGCAUCGUGUAUUAGGGCGAUUUUCUCUUUAUAGAAACACCUACAAA
Messenger RNA from Anopheles stephensi (Asian malaria mosquito), 2827 nucleotides. RefSeq names its product BTB/POZ domain-containing protein 9 (gene BTBD9). The transcript has 4 exons. The record is from RefSeq and is a predicted model, not a curated record. Gene Ontology annotation, molecular function: protein binding. Lineage: Eukaryota; Metazoa; Arthropoda; Insecta; Diptera; Culicidae. The coding region runs from base 641 to 2449 and encodes 602 amino acids. Gene Ontology annotation, biological process: circadian behavior; modulation of chemical synaptic transmission; adult locomotory behavior.